This is a messenger RNA of Solanum stenotomum, 851 nucleotides long. RefSeq lists its product as uncharacterized. The coding region runs from base 23 to 478 and encodes 151 amino acids. The transcript is spliced from 5 exons. Gene Ontology annotation, cellular component: precatalytic spliceosome; U1 snRNP; U2-type prespliceosome. Gene Ontology annotation, biological process: mRNA splicing, via spliceosome. Gene Ontology annotation, molecular function: U1 snRNA binding; mRNA binding. NCBI's taxonomy places the organism in Eukaryota, Viridiplantae, Streptophyta, Magnoliopsida, Solanales, Solanaceae. The record is from RefSeq and is a predicted model, not a curated record.
UUUUCAUCUUGACAAAUUGGUGAUGAUGAUGUUGAUGUGCAAAGGGGUAUGGCCAAGCAGCUCAUCCAUUGUUCUGUUGCAGCCACCAAAUGGACACAAAUCCUUCAAAACCCAAGCUAGCUUUUCUAGCUACCCUCUCGCCAGCAAAGUUAUGGUUAGAAAUCUAUCAUACUCCACUGAUGAAAGUUGUCUGGACAAAAUAUUUUCAAAUUUUGGUCAGGUUGCUGAAGUUAAGAUUGUCAAGGAUGAAGUGACCAAGAGAUCAAAAGGAUAUGCUUUUAUUCAGUACACUUCUCAAGAAAAUGCCAUGCUUGCUCUUGAUAGCAUGGAUCACAAGUACCUCGAUGGCAGGGUUAUUUCUGUGGAACUUGCAAAGCCUACAAAGAAAGACUUUGGCAGAUAUCCGAAAAGUUGUGGACCACCUGUGGAAAGAUUAGCAUCUGAAAACGAAGUUCCAGACCUAAAAGAAAACUGCUAAGGUCACUCCUACAGGCAACAGAACUAGUUUACUUGUUCUGUCAUUGCACCCUGUGUUUUGCAUGUAAGCCCACAUAUAUAUUGUGUUUGUUCUCUGAGGCAUGGCGCGUUGCAUGUCAGUCCAGGUCAAUUACUGCAUACUAGAAGAGGCUAAGUGUACUUCCAGCCAUCUUACAAAACUUGUACCUAGAAUCAUGUAUAUUAAAUCGCAAGACUUGUGCUUUGUCAACUUGAUGUAACUAGUUUGAUGGUCAGGUUCUGCUAGUAUAUAUGUAUUUUGAGUUUUUACGCGGUGAAAAUGGACUAUCAUGAUGUACUUUAGGCUGCUGCCAAGGGUCUGGAAGUUGCCCUGGAAAUAAAGGAUUCAAAAAUUA